Ichthyophthirius multifiliis is the source of this 1782-nucleotide messenger RNA. RefSeq names its product viral a-type inclusion repeat protein. The transcript has 2 exons. The record is from RefSeq and is a predicted model, not a curated record. Lineage: Eukaryota; Ciliophora; Oligohymenophorea; Hymenostomatida.
AUGAGAUAAUCGAAUACUGGUUAUUCAGCUUAAUCAACUUAACAAUCAUAAUCAUAGGGAGGGUCAUCUAGUUAAAAAUAUGUGAACAACAGUUAAACUAUUACCCGUUCUACUAUAUUAACUACUAAAGUAUAACAUGUAGAUUUAACAAAAAGCUAUAAUCCAAUUUCUUAAAAAGAUUGGAAACAACCUACAGAAUAUCUUAAGGAAAUGUUUGCUGCUAAAGAUGAGGAAAUCGCUUACUGGAAGUCUAUUUGCGGAUAAUUGGAAACUACUAUUGUUUAAUUCGAAUAAAUUACUAACGAGAAAGCAUAAUUUGAAAACGAAUGUUAUUAAUUAAGAUAGGAAUUGUAAUAGAGAGACUAUGAAAUCGAUUAAUUUAAGAGAGCAUUAAACGACUUAAAAAAUUAAAAAGAUAUGCAAAUAAAACAAUUAGAAGAAAAACUAUCUAGUUUUUCUGUCGAAUUCGAGAGGUUAAAUAGAAUGAUCGGUGAUAAAUAAGGUGAAUGUGAUAAAUGGAGAGGGUAAUGUGGCUAAUUAGAAAUAAAAAUAACUGAAUUGAAAAGAUAUGAGUUAGUUAUUUAAGAAAAAGAUAAUUAAAUAAAUGGAUUAAAGAAAGAAUUGGAAGAAUGGAAAAUGAAAUUAAAUUAGUCAUCUAUAGUUAUUAAUGAAUUAAGAGUAUAUGAAUAAAAAUGUAAAGAAUAUGAAUAUAAAAUGAAAGAAUAUGAAACUAGAAUUAAUAUGCUUUAAUAGGAAAUAAAAAGACUGAAUGAUGCUAUUGGGUAACUCUAAUAGGAAAUUUAGGUAAGGGAUAAGGCUAUAUAAGAGUUGAAAAUGCAAUUAUCUCAGAUGGAAGCAAACUAUAAGAAUAUGGAAGGACAAAAUAAGAUGUUAGUUACUAAAAUUGAAGAAUUAAAUAGAAUUAUUGAAUAAUUAAAGAAGUAAUUAAGUGAUGCAUUUAAUGCUUUGCAAGAAGAAUAGACAAAGAAAAGCAAAUAAUAGAGAGAUGUGUAAGAUAUGGAAGCUAAAAUAGCCAAAUUAGUUUCUGAAAUUGAAAGAUUAUAAUAAAUUAUUAAAAUGAAAGAUGAAUAACUUUAAUAAUGGUAAGUUAAAGGUUAAUAAUAUGAAUAGAAAAUUGCUGAAUUAGAAUAAUAAUUAAUAUAAUUGAGAAAUGUAGAGGCUAAACUUAAAGAAUAUGAAUCUAGAAUCAAUAUGCUUACUUAAGAAAUCAAAAGAUUAAAUGAAGUUAUUGGAUAAUUACAAGGAGAAUUAAACUAAUGGAGGGAAAAAGCAGUAAUUUUAAGAAAUUAUGAAGAAAGAAUUGUACUUUUGUCAAUUGAAGUUGAUCAUGCUAAUAAAGUUAUUGUAGAUAGAAAUAAUGAAAUAAAUGGAUUGAAAUAAAAAAUUGUUGCCUUAGAAUAAUAAUUGUUUAAAUUAUAAAAUAUUGAAUAGAAAGUUGUAGAAUAUGAAAAUAAAUUAAAGUCUUAUGCUUAGGAAAUAGAAAGAUUAAUGAAAUUGUUAUAAGAGAGAGAUUCUUCAAUUAAUGAAUUAAGAGCAUAAAUUUAAUAAUGGGAAAUGAAAUAUAGAUAAUUAGAAGCCUAAAACUAAUAAUUCUAAUCACAAAUUUAAGAACUUAAUAGAGUAAUUGAGCAAUUAAGAAAACAAUUAUAAGAUGCUAUUACAUCUAUAGACGAUGAGAAAAGAAAGAGAGCUUAAGUAGAAAAAUUAAUUAAGAUUAUGAAGCUAAAAUUGCUAUGUUAACUAGUGAAAUCGAAAGAAUGA